AUGGGCAUUCAAUGCAGCAGGAGGCGUGCCAGUGGCGGUGGCACAAGUGGAUCCGUCUCAGCCGGCGGCAAUAUGGAGUACAUGGCAGAGCUGAGCUCGUACGAGGAAAUGUGUCAGGUAGAUCCGGAUAUCCAGACCUUCGAUGCCGGUCUCCAGCAGCGCACUAGCCGCGUCAUCUCUAAUCUGGCCGUUAACGUCCAGCUCCGCUCUAUUUCCUUCGAUUCACUUAAAGAAGUUGCUGGAUCCCUCUUUGAUAUGAACCAGGAUGUCGUUCGCAUAAUUCUGGAAAGCAAAAAGGAUAUAUGGAAGAAUUUCGAGAUGUUCCAGCUGGUUGAUGAGUACUUCGAGAACAGUAUACGUACGUUUGAUUUCUUUACUGCUCUCGAGACGAGUCUAAAGAAAGCUCGCGACUCUCAGCUAAUCGUUCAACUCGCUAUCAAAAGCUUCGACGAAGAAUACGCUGUUGCUGUCGCCACCGAGGAGGAGGAUCAACCUCCGGAAGUGAAGAGGAAGACGAGAUACGCCAAAACCCUAAAUGAGUUGAGGCAUUUCAAGGCUAUUGGCGAUCCGUUCACUGAUGAGUUUUACAAGGCGUUUCAAUCGGUACACCAGCAGCAAUUGUCAAUGCUUGAGAAGUUACAUAAUCGAAAAAUGGAGCAAGACAAGAAGCUUAAAUCAGUUAAAAUAUGGAGAAAGGUUACUUGCGUAAUUUUUGCCUCGGCUUUUGCGGCACUUCUCAUCUGCUCUGUGGUAGCUGCUCUUGUGGCAGCGAACCCCCGGGCGGCUGCCACUUCGAUUCCCCUGGGAUCUAUGGGAAAGUGGUUUGAUUCCUUGUGGAAGGACUAUCAGGAUGCCCUGAAAGCUGAGAAGGAACUAAUUAAUACAAUGCAUGCUGGGACUUUUGUUGUGCUUACUGAUUUGGAUAGUAUUAGAAUUUUAGUGAACCAAUUGGAAGAUAAUAUAAGAUCAUUGCUUGAUGAUGCCGAAUUUGUGUUCAAAGAUGAAGAUGCCGUGAGGCUUGGUAUUGAGGAGAUGAGGAAGAAGAUGGGAUUGUUUAUGAAAAACAUUGAGGGUUUGGUGCAGCAGGCUGAUCGGUGUAGCAGGGACAUAAGGAGGGCAAGGACUGUGGUUUUGCAACGAAUUAUUAAACUGCAUAAAUGAUGAUGUGGAAGCAAAUUGGUUCUUAAUUAUUUCCUUCAGGAAUUUUUCUCGCAAGCCAAAUGUUGAUAUACAACUAAACUUCUCUGCUUACCAAGUAAGCUUCCCAAAUAGCAGAAACUCGCCUUUGGUUCAAAUUUGGCGCAUCUGCUUUUGCUUCCGCAAUGCAUUUUCUUCAUUAUGUUAUUAUAGCAGUUGGCUGACUGUAACUUAUAGACUUAUUUAUGCUUUUAAUCAGCAUACAUAUAUAUAUAUA
Molecule: messenger RNA, 1414 nt
Organism: Phalaenopsis equestris
Lineage: Eukaryota; Viridiplantae; Streptophyta; Magnoliopsida; Asparagales; Orchidaceae
Product: UPF0496 protein 1-like
Source: RefSeq, a predicted model, not a curated record